GAAAUUUAAAAGAGAGAAAACGAUUUCCUUUCCGCUCUAAAGUAAAGAGUAAUCUUGCAUAGAAUAUAUUACGAUGAGAAUAGACUGAAACUUCAUUUUAACUUACAUUGUUCGGAAAUCUACUUUCAUCAAAGCUGACGAAAGUUUUGGACUCGAAAUGAAGAUUCCGAUUCGACACAGUUUCAUCGGACUAAUACUGUUGAUGAAGGCUUGUUUAUUGAUUAAAGGAGAAAAAUGCAGGAUUGCAAUGAUUUGCGACGGGAAACCUACUUGGAAAGAUAUUACUAAGGAAGGACAGUGCACAAAAGAAGAAGAAAAGGCUUUGGAAGCUUUAACGGAACAUGUAGACGAGACGAAGAGUAUGCUCUAUCAAUUACAAAAGAGGCUUGAAGAUUUAAAUACGAACUCAGGGCAGCCCUUCAUUGUUGGUGUCAACGACACGACCACUACCCAGGGAUACACAGACAAGAAUACUUCUUUGGUCCGUACUUCAACCGUUCCUGCUACAUCUCCGUGGUCAACUAAGGAAGCCUUUCUAUCUACGCUGCGCCCACAAACUACAAAAGUCGAACAGAGAACAGAAUGUGGCGUUGUCUAUAAUUCCAGUUGUAUUCGAGCGAUCGUUUAUGAUGUGAAGAACGUCACAUUCAGCGUCGCUGAAUCUAUUUGCGAAAACAAACUGGCUAACAUUUAUGACGUCACACACUACAACCUGGUUCGAGAUUAUUUGCGUUCAAUGAUUCCCGAUGGAUUGUCAGGGUUUCAUAUUCAUACGGGAAUGACUUACAACCACUCGAACGGUCAGCUGUAUUCAACGACGGGCCAAGUUAUGUCUCUUCCAACUGAGUUUUGGUCUCCCGAUACUCCGUAUUCCUAUGCACCGUACACAGGUGUUGGUAUUGUUGUCAAUCGAAACCCGAAAGACGAAAGUCAAGGGAUUUUUAAUUAUCCUUCCUGGGGCCUAUAUCACGGAGUCAUCUGUGAAAAUGAAUCAUAACUCUGUCAAUUGAAUGACCCAUAAACAAAAACUGUAAAUUUACCCCUGAGUUGAGAGUAAUUGUAAUCAUGCAGCUUAAAUAAAAUUCUAUAUUACAAUCACCCCGGUUGCAUCUUCGUACGCGAUAAAU
Styela clava is the source of this 1127-nucleotide messenger RNA. RefSeq lists its product as uncharacterized. The record is from RefSeq and is a predicted model, not a curated record. NCBI's taxonomy places the organism in Eukaryota, Metazoa, Chordata, Ascidiacea, Stolidobranchia, Styelidae.